AUGUAUGCGAUUUAUAAACAAACGCACCCUCCGACAGGGAUCGAACACUGCGUCUACUGUCAAUUCUUUUCGCCAGCUGAAAACAAUCUUGUUGUGGCGGGGACAUCACAGCUUCGUAUCUACAAGUUUUAUACCCAAGAUGAGGUAGGAGACGGGCUCCGUGAAUCGUUUAGUGGGGACUUCAGUUGUUGUAUUAUUGAAAAUAUCUUGCUCGAUUAUCAGGUGUAGACAUAAAUACUCUAUUCUCUGCAAGCGAAAUUCCCUAGGCAAUUCAACUAUUUCCGACGUCUCUUUUUUCCUGGUGGUUAAAGUUCUUCUCAGGCUGUCACGUUGGUACCUAGAAAAGGAAAUAUUGUUUAAGUAGUCAAAUCAAAUUAUGUAUAUCAAAUUUCAAAACAAAAUGAUCUGAGGUAAACAAACAAUAUGGCGGCUGAGGGGCUGGCGAAGGGAAUUGACCGCUGUAGGUAAAUGAAACAGCUGUUUUCUCAUGCUUAAUUUAUAUGCCUUGUUAUCAAUUCCUUGGGUCUCCAUCUUGUGUUUAACUAUUUAGUAAUGUUCACAUGGCCUUUGGCAAUUAAUUAUAAUUAAACUUUCUUUGAUCUAUGAUGUCUUCCUUUUAGCAUAAUUCAACAGGACCAGCAUCAUCAGACAAGACAGGAGGUCAGUAUUUACUGAAGGUAUCAGUAUUUGCUUGGGUUAUUAAAUGUGAGAUGCACUCAUAACAGGCUUUCUUAAGUUAACUCAAAACCAACGAUUAAAUUAGAUUUUAGCUUCAAAGAAAAACACCAGAUUUAGAAAGUAGAAAGUUGCCAAAAUAUAGAGAGUGUUAUUAUGAAUAUUUCUGGUUACUUAAGCUUGCACACUUGGUGAUUUCAAACACUGAUUGUAAUGAAUUUGAUCCCCACCAAAAAUGGCCAAUAUCUGACAUGCUAUAGAGAUGGAGAUGUUCUCAAUCUUCUGUGUUAUUACUUCCUGGUAGUUUAGGUUUAAUUUUUAAUUUUUUUUUUGGGGGGGGGAGAGAUUUGGGAGGGAGGGAAUUAGCCUCUCAGCAGAUUGUAAAUGUAGGUUUACAUGUGGAUGGUUACCAACAUUCUAAGACAUCUUUACCCUUCAAUGUAAUAGUCAAUUAAAUAGCUCAUAUACAGGAGGUUCACUUUGCAAGAUUGGGUAUCUAUGGUUUACUUUACCUAGAUGGUACUGCAAAGAGAAGGAAGUUGGAGCUUGUCAGCCAGUAUUCUUUGUUUGGCAACAUAGAAUGCCUUAAAGCUGUUAGGUUAGCUGGAAAUUCAAGGGACUCACUGCUAUUGAGCUUUAAGGAUGCCAAGGUAUUCUCUUCUUCAAAUUUAAGCAAUUAAAUAUUAAGUUUUUUUUUCCAAUGACUUUUUUUUCAUUUUUGCAUAAAUGAGGUGAAUAAGCCUUUUGAGUUGAUUUAUAUCAAUUCUGUCACUUUGGAAUAACCAAACAUUCAUAUUUAAAGGAGAAAUGUUCUUCACUUUAAAAUGUUAUUUGCAUCCUGUUGUGGACUUUUAGUCAAAAUCAGGGUCAACAUUUGAUGAAAUGUUCUCUCUAAUAUAUUAAUGAUGAAUUGAUUUGUAAUCAGCCAAUGGGAAUUUAAUUAUUUGGUCAGAGAAACCUUCAUAGGCAUAUGAAAAUGAACUAAUAUUUCCAAAAGAUUCAAUUGCUAGUUAAAUCCUAAGAUAUUUACAAGACCUACAUUAAAUUACAUUACUCAUGGAGCACUUAAAGUGAAAUGUAUGAGAUAAGAAAGUUUUCCCAUUUUAAGUCAUUUUUCUUCCACUUUAACUUCUUUGCCAUUUAUUUUAGGAAAGGAAAAAAAUUUGACUUAAGGUACACACGUGUGCCUUGAUAAUUAACAUGAUGUCCAAAUUUAUAAAUUUAAAUUCUUUGAAGUGUUUUUUAAUAAGUGUCAUUUGAUUAUGCGUGCAGUUUGCUGUGGUGGAUUAUGAUCCAGGCACUCAUGACUUGAAGACAAGAAGUUUGCAUUACUUUGAAGAUGACAAAAUAACCAAGGUAGUAGAAUUUAUUAUUAAAGCUCUGCAGUGGUAACCAAAAUUUUAAAUUUAUCUCAAAAUGUUGUCUUCACAGCAAGAAUGGUUAUGAUUCAAAUAAAAGCUAUUGUUAAGUAAAGUAAAGGUGAAGUCUGUACUAGAGCUAAAAGACUCCAUCAGUUUAGUGGUGAAUAUGUAAUGGCUGAUCACUUUCAAGCAGUCCAUUCAAAGUUGGUUUAUACAGCAGAAAAAUUGCACACUUACUCACCAACAAAGAGGUACAAAUCCAAAACGUUUGCCAGGGUAAACUAUAUGUGUCAUGUUGUUUAGGGACCUGUCUGUUUAAAAGUUUUGAGGUCAAAGCCAUCUUUGCCCCAAAACUUGAAAGAAACUUGGGUCUGUACCACUUUCUUCAUGUUGUAAAAUAGGUUGUGUAUGUUCACCAUUCCUGAUAUUCCUGCUUUGUAAAUGGCAACGUGAAUUUAUAUUCACAUGUUAAAUAAUGAGACAGAUGGUACUUUCCUAAUUUUACAGUCAUUUUCUAUUCCUUGUAUCACACUACAGAGUUGCAAUCAAGAGUAUUUUCGGCCUCCUGUGGUGUGUGUGGAUCCUGAUAGACGCUGUGCAGUGAUGCUUAUCUAUGGCACACAUAUUGUGGUUUUACCAUUUAGACAAGAAGGAGUAUUGGAUGAACACGAGCAAGAAGGAACUUUUACAGCAAGGUAUGAUAUAUGUGCACAAAUGACCUGAUUUUUGUAACAAUAUAUCCAAAAAGCAUUAUGGGACUUACUCUGAAGAUGGGUGUAUAGAUCUACCACGUAUAAUUAAAUUUGGUCAUAGCCAGGUAAGUGAUGUGAUGAUGUCACUGAAAAUCAAAAACUUUUGGCAACAAGAAAUAAAAAACAACAACAAUGUGCAGUAUGGAAGCAUUACAUUAGGGUAAACUAUUCCAACCUCUCUUUCAAUAAUGACCCCAUGGCAGGGCAAAAACUAACAUCAAAAGUAAUAACUUUCAGUUCAGAACAGUCAUUCAUUUGUUAAUUCUACAGUAACUUCUUGAGACACAAAGUAUGCAAUGGUGAGGUAAACAAAUUUAAGGGAUGGCCAUGCUUUUUAAACCAUAGAUUGAGUUUCUUCUUGAUUCAGCCUUCACAGUCAUUACAGGGUACAUGUUUAUUUGGUUAAAUUUGUGCCUUAUGAGUAAUGGAGAUUGUGUAUGGCCUAACUUCAGAAUUCUUUUAAGGAGUUUUAUUUUUAAAUUGGGAAUUAGGAAUUGUUUGUGUUUUGUGGAAAUACUUUUUAGGGGCCAGGAUGAAAUUUAUGCUGUGAACUAAUUUUUGCCUUUGAAGGUGGUGUUGUGUUUCGUGUACUUCUCUGUGGGAACUGAUUUCUUUAGAUUGAGGAGAAUCUACUUAAAUUUUGACCUACAAAAUGUUUGUUUUCAUUAUGUUCUGUUUCAGUGGUGAUCGAUCUCCUUUGCUACCAAGUUACACCAUCAACCUCAAAGACAUUCAUGAAAAGUUGUGCAACAUUAUAGAUAUUCAGUUUCUUCAUGGUUACUAUGAACCUACCUUGUUAAUACUUUAUGAACCACUGCAAACUUGGCCAGGGUGAGUAAAUCAUUGUGUUUUACAGUGCUGGUAAUUUGGUUAGUGUUUGUCUGACCAAAAGUUAUGGCCUUCUUUUUUUUUUAAGAAUUCACUUGAGGGAGUGCAGAAAUUGUUAAUAGUUUACUUUUAUUUGUGGAAUAAGAGUGUUUAAUUUUAUGUGACCAUCUACCCUUUUGAUGUAGAAAUAUGAAGUCUUUUUCAAUUUUGGGCACAAAAAUUCACAGUUGUUCCCAAGAAAAAUGGGUUUCAAAUGGCAAAUGUUAACUUGCUUAGGGUUAGGGUUAGGGUUAGUCAGACAGUCUGGGAAGUCACUAGUAAUUAUUGCAAUGAAACUAAAACUAAACUGUGUGUGUAAACCAUACAAAAUUGUUGCCAGCUUUUUUUUAGCUUCAGAGGUACCAGGCUUUCUAAUACGUGAAGUGAGUGCUAGACUCAGCACCAAAAACUCUGUUUGAAGCCAGUUUAUUAUGAAUGGAAGUAAUGGGAUAAUAAGAGGGAAAUUGUUUUUCUUACUUUUCUCAUGUGGGCUCUUUACCAAGGAAACCACCUUCUUCAAAUCUUGUUGAAAGUGCUGCUAUGGUUACAUUUGCUUUAUUAUUUCUAUUUAUGGCUUGGCUACAUAUCACUGGCUUCAAUUGCACAACAAUGGUAUGAAUAAUUUUCUGACAAGCAUUCAAGGACUUGUAAGCUAUAAGGAUGUAUACAGUUACAUUAAAGUGAAGUAGUCCAUUUAUUCCAUUUGUUUAUUUGUUUGUUAUUAGCCGUCUUGCCAUGCGACAUGACACGUGUGCUUUGGUAGCUGUCUCCCUGAAUUUAUCUCAGCGCACUCAUCCAGUUGUGUGGUCCCUGAAUAAUCUGCCAUUUGAUUGUAGUCAAGUUCUUGCUGUACCUAAGCCAAUUGGUAGGUUAAAAAUAGUAAUAAUACAUCAAUUAUCCAUGACUACAAGUCAACUUUAUUUAUUUAUUUAUUUAUUUAAUCUGUUGGUAUUUCUCCUGUAAGGAACAUAUACAUACACCAAAGAACAAGUCUUGCCAUAAUUAUGACAAAGAAUUCAAGUCAAGGAGUUUUCUCCAUUAUUUAUACUGUUACAGGAUAUAUUUACCUUUUUAAGAUUACCUUUGUUGACAGGCAUGGGAUUUUUCCAGGAAGAGGUUUGCACUCAUUUCAUUGGUUUAGUUUUAGGUUUGCAUUUGACUAAACUGUUAUUUUUUCAUUGGGCAGGAGGAGUAUUGGUUUGUGCUACAAACUCUCUGCUGUACCUUAAUCAGAGUGUUCCACCAUAUGGUGUGUCAUUAAACAGCAUAGCUGAACACAGCACAGACUUUCCUCUAAGUAAAUACAAAUUUUUUUUGUCCAAGCAUAAAUGUUAUACAUUUAAUAUUGAUUUUUUUUGAGUAAUAUAUUUGGACAGACAACAUUUUUUUUUAAUUACUCCACUGAGAAAUCUAAAUUUUAACUAAAAUCAGUAAGGCAGGUGUUUUUGGUGGAAAAGUGUGAAAUGGCAAGACCAGUUGUCGUCAAGGCUCUUAGCAGAUCAUGUCCUAGAUUACAGCUUGAAUUAAGCCAAUGCUGCUUUUUCUGAUGUACAAUCUUUGUAUCUUGUCAUGAUGUGUGUAGCCAAGCAAGUUAUUAUAUUUUUCAGAGGUCCAAGAGGGUGUGGUGAUCACCCUGGAUGGUGCCCAGACUUUGUUUAUAUCAUCAGACAAACUGGUCUUUUCACUUAAGGGGGGAGAAAUGUGAGUUCAUCAUAAAAGUAUUGAAUGUAAUGCUGAAUUAUAUUUAUGUAGGUUUUGAUGGGCUGGUUGAAGUGUAAAAAUACCACUCUUAUAAAAAGUAAUUUAACAUGCAUUUUCCCAACUGGUUCAACUUACGCAUAAACCAUAGUUAUCAUCCGUGGAGUAUUUAACCCUUUUAACCCCUUUAGGGUGAUUGGUAUCAAAUUUCUCCAUACAGUAUCACUGCUGAAUCAAACUUUAAGGUUAUAAGAAAAGAGUAAAAGAACCACCUUGAGAACCUAUUGAUAGGUGAAGAAAUUCUCCUUGUCAGCACCAUAGGAAAUGUAUAGAGAACAGUCUGGAGAAUAUUCACACUGAUGUUAGGGAGAAAAGAAUUAAAUGUCAGAAAAUCUUUGUCAUGAUGUGCAUCAUUGAGUUGCAUAAAACAUUUUCAAAUGUUUUCCUUUAUAAAUGAAUCCCUUGUGGGAAAGAAAGAACACUUUUUCAAAAUGUCAGUAUGAACUUGAGCAAUGAGAUGUGAUAAACAUAGACUAUGAAAGUCUUCCUAAUUACCUUGAAAUUAAUAAUGGGAAGACAUGUUUUAAAUUUAUACCUAUAUUGUUUUGUUUGCUCCCAUGUGUAGUUAUGUUGUAACCUUGGUAACUGAUGGAGUGCGGAGUGUACGGGGCUUUAAUUUUGACAAAGCAGCAGCAAGUGUGCUUACAUCCUGUGUAUGUAACAAAUUAAUGAUAAUUAAACUUUCUUUGUAAGUAUUAUGAUAAGAUUUAUAGUUCAUUCUUUUGUUACAAGAGUUGCUUAUGCAGUGAGAGGUUACAGUAUGGUUGCAUUUACAACAACAGGGGCCUUUAGCAAAGGAAAUCAACACACAAAUAUAAUCCAAAAUUGUUUAAAUUGCACUGGCUUUUCUUUGCAAUUUUUAGUUUGCAUCAUUUUGUGUAGGUCCUUCCAACCAGUUGUCAUGGCUAAAAUUCAUCUUGCAGUGGCUCAAAUCUGAAGAUCAUUUUUAUUUAGUGUGGUACAGAUUUUCAUAUUUUUGGCCUCCUCUAAGAAUCAGUCACAUAAAUUAUUCUUCUGUUUUCAUUCAGACAGUUAAGAAAACUUAACAAGAUCAGUUGGGUCUGCUUUGGGACAAAGACCAGAAAAAGUUGUUGUGCCUUCUUUUUCUCCUGUCUAUUCCUUUUUUACUUACCAUAUCACAACUUUUGGAUAGUUUUCAUCAGUGGCACAGGAAUAUUUUGAGACACAUGAACUGAUCUGUAAAAAGUUGUUUUUGUUGCUACAACUUUAUAGUUAAGUCAGUUGUUGUAUUCUUCAUUCUGGAAAUAUUUACCUCAGUCAUCUGAAGAACGUUUUUUGAUAUUUUGCAGCAAAUCUCUCCUACUAUGAUACCUUACUUAGUUUUCCUUCAUGAAACUUAUUUUUACUAUCAUACUUUCUGUAGGUCUUAUAGCUGUUUUUGUGUGUAUUUCCUUCAGGUUUGUGAGUGUGGAAAUGGGUAUUUAUUUCUUGGAUCUCGACUUGGCAACUCAAUCCUUGUCAAAUACACUGAAAAGGAGGAACUAGGUAAUGAAAAGACAAUUGAAUCAAUUGUAGAUGUUUUCUGAAUGAAGACAUUUCUACUCUCUCUUGUUCCUCUUGAAGAAAAAUAAUGGUAUCCAAAUUGGAUUACGUUAGGAUGUUGUAGUUAAUAAAAAACCACUAGCCUAAGGUUGAAUUAAGAACCAUUUUCAGUACACAAACUAAUUGAUAAAGUACUGUUGCAUUUGAUAUCAAGGGUACUUUUGAUUUGUGCCUUAUUCCACAUCAAGAAAUGACAACAUUUUCAAGGGCAAUUAAUCCAAACAGAUCUCUCAUAAUGGUUUAACCAGUACCUGAUAAAGAUAUUUUAUGUAUGGGCAGUAUUAGAUACACUUCAAAAGGUUCUCCAGUAACAUACUAUUUGUAACAUACCUUGCCCAAUAUCAGCUUCAGAGCAGUAGAAAUUAAAAAAAAAAAAACUGCAGAUGGGUAGCAUGAAGCCCUCCAGCAAUCAUCCAAUCAAGCAGCUAGAAUACCAUAUUUCUGUAUAACUUAACAUUUCAUGGUCCUUUCUUUGCUCUUUGUUAGGUACAGAACCAGAUUUGUUCUCACCAGGAGUAAGUUUCUGAUGCCUUCAAUUCAAGUCUGUUAAGCCUUACUCAUAGUAAUUAAGUAUUGGUAAUAACAUGAUUUUGAGUGCAAUUUGGUGUAAAAAAGCAUGAGCAAAUUUCUCUAAGGCGACAAAAUUUGUAGUCUUUGAAAAAUUUACAAGUGCUUAUUACAACAAAUUGCAAGAGAAAUCAUGUUAUAACUUGUCAAUAAUUUACAUGAAAAACCAUUGCAGAAACUCAAGCUAAAUUUUGAAAGCUUGCAUACGCUAUUUGUAAUUUGCUCUCGUGUUACAACUUUGCUGUCAUGUUACAUGAGAAUGCUUGUUUUCAGCCAAUCAGAUUGGUGUAACCUUUUCAUGUGCAUUAUUACAGCUGAUUAACUCUUCUAAUGAAUACAAAACCUCUACUUUACUAAAACAUGGUGCAAUAUGUACUCAUGGAAACUACUUGAUGUUCUACAUACACACUUUAUGUUUGCAUGCAUCAAGUUGAGGAUAAAAUUCCUUGCAAAAAUCUAGAUAAUUGGAAAAAAUUGCUGUAACAUAGCAUGCCUGCAAAUUUAACUAGAUCCUGUAUAAAUGAAUAGACACUUCAGAGCCUAAGUGCACAAAAUGACAGGAAACUGAACUCAGUAGCUUUGAAGAAAUCAGUAAGCACUAAAUACAUGCAAUUACCUAACAGAGUACUGGUGAAAUAAAUCUUAUUUUAAACUUGACAAGAGAACAGAGUAAUAUUUACGUUUACAUAACAAAGUUCAGACUAUCGUUUCUUCAUUAGGCUGUGUGGUGAUAUAACUUAGUAUUUUGGUACUUACUACUCAAGCUAUGCCUUCUAUAUGAGAGAAUGAACAGAGUGGUAUGUUUUUUUAGAUGGACCCCCCACAAGCCAAAAGAAGAAGACUGGACACAGAUUACACAUAUGCUUUAGGUCUGUAUAGGAUAAUAUAUUUUUCAUUUUUUUCCACUACUACUGACAAUAAUAUACUAAUACAAGCAAAACUACCAUAUUAACUUGAGGAUGGAAUGCAGUUUUAUAUAUUUGGAAAAAAUGGGGUAAGAGUUAGGUGCACAGCUUAUCUGAAGGUAUCAGCAUUUUGACACCUCAUUAAUUUGCUUGAUCAUAAAUAUUUUGUAUUAAAUGACUAAAGCUAAGGUAGAAAAAGGUAGGCAUGAAAUAUGAGUAUUAUCAUUUUUCCUGUGGUGUUGUCACUUCCUAUGUGGAUGGAAAUUUUCUAUUGCAUACAGCCAGCCUUCUUAAGGCAGUGAAGUUUACUGAAUAUGCAUCACCUAAUGAUGCAUUAUGCUUGGCCAGAUUGGCUGGUACUCAAUAGCAGUGAUCAGACCAUUUGGAAGAUGUGUUCCAUGAGCGGUCCACAAUUGUUUAGUUCCCCCUUUGUAGUUUCUCUUGUUUCUGUCAUUCCUUUGAAAUCUUCCGUCAAUCACUUCUCUCACCCUGCGUGUGUAACAGCAGGGCUCAGAAUCAAGAGACUUAACUUUUGUUCUAGAGAAGGCUGUGUCUGCUGAUGUGGCUGUGCACUGAAAUGGCACUGGACUGUGUUUCAGCGAGCCAGAUGUCUCUGUCAUGCUCUUUAAUUUUGUUCUUCAUGGGGUCUUUCACUCUUGUUGCUGUUAACAUAACCACAUCCACAAGGAAUCCUGUAAACCAGGCUAUCAUAUGAUCCCAGUUUGAUAACAUAUUUUAGCUGCACUAAGUCUGAUGGUAGCAUGGUCUGUGACUUGAAAACAGCAUGUAUCAGUAUUCUGUGAUUUAGAAAGCUGCGGCAGUGUUCUCAAUGUACUCAACCCAGUAAAUAACCACCACCUUUUCACAAUUUAUUUAUUUAUGUUUGUUUAUGUCUUUGACAGAUGAUCUGGAUGAGUUGGAAGUGUAUGGUAAAGAAGAGCAAUCAGGGGUGAAGCUCACAUCAUACUCAUUUGAAGUGAGUUUGUUAUAUUUGACAUACAUACUUGUCAACUCUGUGGAAGUGAAUGAUUGUCACUGAGAGAAGUAUUGCCAACUCAUAUAUGUUUAGUUUCAAUCUGCCAGGUAAAGGAAAAAAUAUAUUGUACCUACCUUAAUUAAGAUGCCAUUGUCUCAUUGACAGGUAUGCGACAGUUUGCUCAACAUUGGACCUUGCACUAGUGUUGAUAUGGGAGAGCCUGCAUUUCUUUCGGUGAGCUUUUGGGAUCAGAGUUUUGUCUCUGAAGUAGUUUUCAUAGUAUGAUCUAUAUUUUGUUUGCUAUCCUCCCUGCAAUAGUAGAGAGAUGAGACAGACAAAUGAAGCAAUAUAAAUUUAGUUUCAGAAAGUGCAUGGAAAGGAGAAGAAAUUAUUACAUCAUUAAUGCUUGUAAAUUGUGCAAGAGUCUUAUCUUUAUGCUCUCAAUAGCAAAUUAACCUCCAGAAGUUGGUGCAGGGUAUGAAGUUUGAAAACUAAACUCAAUCAAUUCCAAUCACUUAACAGAAAACUUAUUUUAUAUUUCAUUUUUAGUUUUGUUUAUUUUCAAAGAACUAACAAUUUCAUUUUGCUUUUGAAUUGACAUGUUCUUCAUUGUCGUCAACAGGAAGAGGUUUGUAAUUUUCAUCAUCUCUAUCUAUGUGUAUUCUACAAAUUAGCAUGCAUGUAGUUUUUGUUUAUGGUGAUUUCAGUUUUGCUCUAAUUUAUUUUAAGAAGUGAAAAUGCAAUCCUUAUGGUUUAACAACUAUUUCCCUGUUUCUAAAACAAUGGUUAUUUUAUUACCGCGUAGAGAGUAUGCAAGUGUUUUAUGUGUACUGUUUAACCUCAUGCAGCUAUUUUGUUACUGCUCUGCAGUUUUCUGGUGGUAAGGAGCUGGAUUUGGAACUUGUUUCGUGUUCUGGGUAUGGAAAAAACGGUGCAUUAUCAGUUCUACAGGUGUUGUAAAUGUCUUUUUGUUUUAUUAUUAGUUUUAUGUAUGAGAUUCAGCAAGUCUGCAUUUCCUUCUUAAAAUAAAACUUUGGAAGAUAAACUUCUGACAGUUGACUGUUGAAAUAAAAUUUAGUUUCUUGUUUUCUGAGAUGAAAGCAAUAUUAACCAACUAGUCCCCAAGUGUUCAUACAUAUCUCUACUGGAAGCUUAAGAAAUUUAGGGAUACAUGAAAAAUUUUACUUGCUUAGAGUUAUUAAAAGAAACACAUCGAUUAUUAUCAUAAUAUAUUUCUAAUGUCUACUGAAGAAGAUGCAGUAGAACAAAAUCAUUUGAAAGCAUUGAACAACAAAAAUGGGCUAAAGAUGUGAUUGAAUAACAAUUCUCAACUUGAUAUUUGAAUUUUGAAUAUGAAUGAAUUUAACAUGGUGAUAUGAUGAAGAAUUGUUAUUUUGAAUAUGAAAUUUGGAUGUGAAUUGGUUCAUUACUCUUAUUGUUAGUGUUAAUUGUAACCAAUCUAAAUGUUAAUCCAUAUAGAUAUGAGUCUGUGUCAUUACAGCAUGUUAAUCUUUUAGUGUUCAUUCAAAUUAUUUCCUAUUUUUAGCGAAGUGUGAGACCUCAAGUUGUGACAACAUUUGAGCUUCCUGGCUGUGUUGACAUGUGGACAGUUUUGUCUGGUGAACAGGUCUGUUAAAAACAGGAGAAUAAAUUUCACUACAGACAAGUACAAGAUUUACUACACUGUGAAAUGUUGGUGUACAAUUGAACUAUAAGUUCCCUCUAUUCAAUGUUCACACUGUUUUUGCCAAUAGUUUGGCAAUCAAGUGUAUUUACUGAACUGUUCAAUCCCUCACCAACAAGUUUUCUUUGACUCUACAACUUGCAAUGCUUGCUUUUAUUAAUGGUUUCUUUCAAAAAAACUUGUAAGGAUGUGUCUUGGCUAUUGUAAUUAAUGAAAGGCAAUCUUCUUAAUCUCUGGGAAACACAAGGCAGUCAUUCAUUCUGAAAAAGGGUAUGAAAUCUGUAGUAAAUAUAGUUUUGCCUUGAAACAUUUCCUGGGUGACUUCACUCUGAAGAGUCAGUCGCUAUUAAUUGCAAGAGGGAGGGUAUAGUUGGCUUGGAACAUUCCCUAAACAUAGUUGCUUCUUUGCUUUGUACAUUUACCCAGGGUGACAACAGCUAUCACUCAUUCCUACUGCUCAGCAGAGAGGACUCUAGCAUGGUAGGUAUUUACUGAGAAGCCUGUGGAAUAUUGUUCAUCAGUACACCACACAGGUGAAUACUGCUUUUCAGACACACUGACUGGCCGGUUCAGAUGUGUUUUGCGAGAACCAUUCAUCCUUGAGCAGUAGAAGAGACAAAAUUGCACCAAAUUGCAAUAAGAAAACGUUGUGAUAUUAAAUUAAUUUAACUAGUACCAUAAAUGACACGCAUCAGCUCCUUCUCUCACUUUUAAGCUGUAGUGCCUGUAUCAGGUAUUUAGGACUACUGUAAUGGUUGGUGCAUGUAAUUUUUUAUUUGAUCUGGCAUUUAAAUACCAUUUUUACUCCAAUGAAGGUGUUAAAGACAGAACAAGAGAUUAUGGAACUUGAUCACUCAGGCUUUACUUCCCAGUACCCCACUGUAUUUGCUGGAAAUCUUGGGAAUGGAAAGUACAUCUUGCAGGUUGUUAUUGUUACCUUGAGGUGUUUGGUCACAAGUAGCUGAAAGUAGACAGACAAAAUAAGAGUUUAUGUUCACACUUUGUAUAAUUGCAUGUAAUUUACAAUUUGACUAAAAGAAGUAUCAAAGAAAAAGGGUGCUAGUUUUACGGAUUUGUUUUUCAUACAGAAAGUUAUAUUUUUCACUAGUUAUAUUUAUUACCAAUAAGUUAAGGUUUAUAUAUAAUUUUAGAGAUUUUAUGAGGCAAUAACUUUAUUUAUAAUUUUUAUUUUGUUUCUUUAAAAAAAAAGUUACCUUCAAUUUCUAUGAUGAUGAUGAUGAUGUCAAAUUUAGAUGCUAGAGAAAUUAAAUUAAUUCUUUGCAAGCUAUUGACUCUCAAAUGUAAAUAUUAAUAAUUAUCUUUCUAUUUAUUAGGUAACUCCUCAAGGUGUUAGCUUGUUAGAAGGAGGUGAGGAUGACCUCUACUUCAUCAAGUUGUUUGAUUUUUGACUAUAUUGUCUGUUUCUAAAACCAAAAUCAUUUUCUUUGUUCUUAGGGGUAAUUAUGCUUAUGAAUGUGUUAAAGUUUUGUUUGGUUGUAUUUUAUUUAGUAACACAGUUGUAUCACAUUUCACUGGAUGCUGGCUUGUCAUCAAUUGUCUGGUGUUCACUGUCUGAUCCUUAUGCAGUCAUGAUGACAGCAGAUGGUUCCAUUAUUUUACUUGAGUUUACAUUGGAAGGUACAGAACCUAAGGUGAAGAUAUCCAGGCCACAGAUAAACCAAGUAAGCAUUCAUAACAAGAAGGCCAACAUUUCCUUCACCUAAUUAAAUCCUGUGUUGGUAAGGUUAAAUUCAAAUAAGUACCUAAGCUGUUUAUUUGAAUUGCUUUUAAUUAGGGAUGCUUCAGUUAUGCACUGUCUGUGGUGAUAACAUCAGUUCUAUAACUUAUAGUUAAAUCAGCUGUUAGUGAAAGUGACUCCAUUUGACUAUUACUUACACUACUCAGAAACAACCUUUAAUAUGCAAACAUCUGUUUUUAGGGGGGGAAAGUCUGUGCCUGCUGUGCAUAUAGAGAUGUCAGUGGUAUCUUUUCCACAGAGAAGGUGGACCAGUCACUCAGAAAAGUUCAACGUCAAACCAGUACUCCCACCACUCCCAAAAGGUAGAUCAAAUUUGGUAGAGCAAAAUAAUUUUAAAAAAAUAAGGUUACUUUUUAGUAUCAUGCUAUACAUAUAAUUGUACUUUUAGGUUAUCAUUUCAUACCUAUUAAUGGUCUACAUGGUUUAUGACUGUAUUGGUGUUUUUUCAGCCAAAAUUGUAUUAGAUCAUUGUAGUUAUAUAAUUAUUACUACUGACAGUAAGCUUUCCUAGAAUAACAACUCUUUCUGUGCUCUUGCAAUAGGCAUAUUUUGAGAUAUUUUAUGGAAAAGCAUAUCAUUUUGGUAACGGAAAUGUCCCAUUCUUCUAUUUCUUUUUAUCAAAAUUAUUUAUAGCUUGAUGCACUGCCCAAAGUUUCAGUCAUUUUGAUUACCAUGGCAUUUAGAAAAAGAUUUGGGUGUUAAUACUCCAUUGAAAGUUGCUAGUAGUGAACAGUGUUUAGAUUUCAUGUAGCAAGUUGUUGUGUUUUUGUUACUCUGCAUGUGUUUGUUGUCAAAUGUUAAAUUGAGAUAAACAUUUACAUAAAAUAUUAGGAAGUGGUACACAAAUCAUCCUUUAUGUUUUUUCCCUUUCUUUAGUUGCUUAAAUUGUAUUCAUGGCAACCAAUGCAUGAUUUAAGUUAAUAGUCAAAUUGACUCUUAUAAAAAGUGGCGGAUUGAGCCCUUUGAUUGCUUGUGUUUGGCAGAAUCUGUUGGAAAUGAUUUUGGCAGGUCACCCAGAGUAUAACAUGCUUUUUUCAGCCUUUUUGCAGCUCUUAAGCUCUUCUCAUGGAAUGCUUUUCAAUUCAAAGAUUAUUCCUUGCCUUGAUUAUAGUGUACUACUUUGAUAAAGAUGAUAAAUCCAGAUAUUGUUUAUUUUCUAUUUAUUUACAAAUUUUUUUUUAAAGUUAGUUACUCCUGAUGUUAGUUUGCAUCCUUCUGGGGAAAGAAAAGAUAACUCUUUACAAUGAUUGAUUCUUAAGAGACUGCAAUUGUUCCUUUUUUUUCAAAUUGUCAUGUACUACGUUUUUGUGAAAAUUACUCAUUCUGUUUUCCUUGUGAGGAAGUCGAAACUUACAAACUUUUUUUUUAUGUUUCCAAGCCAUUUAUUUGUUUGAUAAUAAAUUAAUCUCUAGAUGUAAGAUGCUGUGAAAUGUGUGAAAUGUUCUCUUACAUCGUUGCUCAUUAAAUCUUCAGUAUGGAUGUGUUAGAUGAGGAUGAACUGUUGUAUGGAGAAUCAUCUUUGCCAUUUACGUCUGAUGAAGAAGCUCAAGAACAGAAGAAUGUAAAUGACAGGUCAGUUGCUGGCUUUGGUGUUUAAAUACUUGUUUUCCAUUAAUUUCACCAUAAGAAGGCUGGGUAUUCCUUUUACUAAGGAAAAUGUCAGAACUUUUUUAGUUCAAAACCAUUUUUAACUAGUGGAUUUAUUAUUUUUCUCGCAAGCUGCCAUUAAUGCCUAAAAUUUGUGUGUAAGGAAUUUUUUUUGUUGGUAAUACUGUGUGUUUGAAAUGUAGUUUUAAGAUAUUUAAUUAUGGUGAAAAUGAACUAAUACUUGAUUGGCAUUAUGUUAUCUUGAUCUUUUUAAAAGGGAUAUAAGCUUAGUUAAAGCAGAAGGCUUUUUUUAAUUUUUUUUUUUAUUUUACAUCUUAGUGCUAGUCAUGUUGUAAACCUUGCUCCUAUGUAAGACCUUUUCCCCACUGCAAGACAUUUUUUUAGCAUUUUUUGUACCACAUUGCCAUAACUAUGCUGGUUCUAAUUGAAUUCACAACAUUCUUUGAAACUGAUCCUUAUUAACCUCCCUUAUCUCAUUUUAUGGACAAUUUUUAGAAUCUUAUAGACUAUAGUCAAAGGUACUCACUCAAAUGGUGUCAAUGAUAUCACUCCUUUGAAAAUGUAAGCUACAGGAGAAAAAAUCACCACCCAUUUAGUACUUGUUGUUAUUCACUUAUUUGUUCUGCAUGUCAGUGUUUCUAGUCUAUUGGUUUAUGUGGAAAAGAAUGUUCUUUACUUAAAUUCUUGUGUGUCUUUGUAGUGUUUUCACUGGGGAAUCAAAUGCUGAAACAGUGAAUCCAACAUGGUGGUGUGUUGUUUGUCGUGAUAAUGGUGUCUUGGAGAUUUACACUUUACCUGAUUUCAAGUUGGUUUUCUUGGUUAAGAAUUUCAAUAUGGCUCCAAGAGUGCUCGUGGACAGUGGGUCUGCUUCUGGUGUAAGGUAAUGAACUGUUUGUGCCUGUGGGUCAUCUGCAUUAUUGAGAUUUAAAUAAACAAGGAGUUGUGUUUAUUUGUUUUAUCUUUAAAAGCUGUUUGUAGCAGCCUCUUAGAGUCCUAACACUUCUUGCAGUCUCAGAUUGUUCAGUUGUAGAGCUUCAUGUACCAUCAGGGAUAAUCACAUUGAAUCAAAGGGAAAACUAUCAGAACUCACCAGUUUGUUCUAAAAUUUAACUGUGCUGAUGUGAAAUAUCCUGAAAGUAUAGAAGAAUUGAGGUGAUUGCAAUGUUAUCAAAACUUGUGCGGGUAAUGUUUUUUGAAGUUUACAUGAGUUUGACAAAAGCUCUCAUUUGGAAACUGUCUCGGUUGUUUGCUUGCAGUUUAAUAGACUUUUCUCAAUUAUUUUGAAGAGCCAAAUUAUAGUUUAAAAAGAAUGAUCGCAUUUUGUGGAUACAAGAUUACCUUUCAAAGUGCUAUCUUUUUGUCAGGCUUUUACUGAAUCAAAUCAUUGCUCAAGAAAAUAUCGUCUUAUCUGCUUUGAUUCAUUUGCUAUAACUGAUCAACAAGUCCAGAAAAAAAGAUAAUUAACAUUAUAACAAUCAUGUUUCAGAGAAUUGAAAAACAGUAAUUAUUAGUAGGGUCAGAAAUUCCAGUAUCUUGCUGUAAGGUGUUCUGCCUCAAUGCACCUCUCCAGCCUAGAGGACCCUUUUAGCUUUUGGUUUAAUAUUGAUUAUGACCUCAUGGGUCAAAGAGUGGAAAUUUGCAUGGUUUGGUUUCACUGAGGAACUGAAUAUUGGCCUGUGGUUGUUUCUAGCACACCAUUUCAUUCCAUCAGGAUUUUACAUUCCCAUGAAGGGUACCAGGAAGUUAACAUUGUUUUGAAGACUUUGUCAUAUCUAAUUUCCAAUCUUUUUUACUUAUUUUUGAAAGUAUCACAGGCAGUGUCGGUCAGGAGGAUUCUUCACCUGUCAGGGAAAUCUUACUAGCAGGCUUAGGGCACAAAAACAGCAGACCUAUGCUUAUUGCACUUGUGGAACAGGAACUUUUGGUGUAUGAAGCAUUCACUUUCACUGAAGCUUCUGUAGAAAGUCACCUUAACUUGAGGUUCAAGAAGGUUGGUUUCAGUUUCUUGUGUCAUAGAAUAUCUAAUAUGUGAUACAACAGGAGAAGAAGGGCUCUUUUGCUAGAUUUUUAUAGCAGUGUAUCUGACUAGUAAAGAAGUUAAAACUUUCUCAAAUAGCACCAGAGACAUUUUCUAGCAAGAUUUGUAAUUGAAGGGGACAGUGUUUGUUUUACAUUUAUUGCAACAUAUUUUUUGGUAUUGAACUUAAAAAAUUAUUAAGAUUCCUCUGAGAGCCUUCAGUUAGUGCUUUUAAUGUGUGGAUAAAUUCUGAUUCAAAUGAUAUUUUAAUUCAGUGAAGUAUUUUGAAGAUACUGUACUUGGUUUAUGAUGCAGCUUAUGAUAAAAUUGAUUGAAUGUAUACGUACUUAUUUUCUCUAAAAUGCAAAAGCAGCAUGUAUAUGUAUUUUGAACCUCCAUUUAUGAGUAGGAUGGUAUAUCUAUUCUUAGUGGCACGUGUGAGACAGUUUUGGUAGGAAUUAAACAUUGACUGAAGAUGAAUUGCUUAAAACAUAGCUUUAAAAUCAUAUCUCUUUUUUAUCAGGUCCAACACAAUCUGCUUCUGCGUGACAAGAAAUCAAAGCAGCAAAAAGUAAAGCAGGUUGAUGGUAUUCAAGGUAAAUGUUUAAUAAUAAACCCUAAUUACGGAGCAUUUUGGGCACUUAGUGGAUUAAAUUUUGCCUUCAUGAUCUUUGUUGCAGGGACAAAACCAAAAGUGUCCAGUCUCCGUGUCUUCAGUGAUGUCUCAUCUUAUUCAGGGGUAAGUAACUUCUUCAUCAAACUUACACUUGAUCAUUCAUUGGUAAAGGUGAGUAGAUUACACCUCUGAACAUGCCUUGAUGCUCAAUAAUAUGGGAUUGAUGUUGUUUGAGUGAAAUAAGUUAUGUAAGUGACAUUCAGUGGGUUAGGAAACGUCAUUUAAUAAUCAUGGAUGUAUGUUGUGUUUUCAGGUGUUUUUGUGUGGUUCCUACCCCUACUGGCUGUUUGUUACUAGUAGAGGUGCGCUGCGAACUCAUCCGAUGAACAUUGAUGGCGCUGUCACUUGCUUUGCCCCUUUCCAUAAUGUCAACUGUCCAAAAGGUUUUCUUUACUUCAACAAGAAGGUACACACAAGGCUUGUCACGCAACACACUUUGUACCCUUGUCCUGUUGCUUGGUAGGAAAGUAGACAUGUUGUGUAACGAGCUUAAACGACUUUUGCUAAGAAGACCAGACUAAUCUAUUUACAUGUGUAUACAGUCUUCACAGAUUAUAGUUCUACAUGUUCAUCAGGAAAUGUAAUGCUGUAGAUUUGAGCUAGGAAAGAAGUUUGUACCAAUACUUCGGUCAAGUUGACGAUACUUCCCUUUGAGAACAAUCAGGUCUCUCUGGGUCAAAUAGCCAACAAGAUCCUUAGGGGAAAAUAAGGGAAAUGAAUUUAGGGGGCAACUUUCUAAAGAAACUGUGGUGCUAUGUCGGUGGAAGAGUACAACAGGGUUAUUUUUGUAUUGUCAACUUAGUUGAUGGCGUAAAUUGGCCACCGUAAAGAGUUUGAAAGCUGACGUUAGCAGAGCUCGAAACGUCAGCUUUCAAACUCUUUACGGUGGCCAAUUUACGCCAUCAACUCAGGUAAUAAUACUAAAUUACCCUGUAAAACUGGGAAGUCACUUUUCAGAACCGUUGUGGUAAAGUGCUGUGCAAAACUGAGACCUUUUAAGUUUACUUUUUUGAAUUCGUGUUUCAUUGUUUCCUUUACAGGGGGAGUUAAGAAUUUCAGUUCUCCCAACCCAUCUUAGUUACGAUGCCCCGUGGCCUGUAAGGAAGGUUCCUCUGAGAUGCACUCCUCAUUUUGUGACUUACAACAGAGAAAGCAAGGUACUGCGGGUCACAUUUCAAAGAUAUACCACCAGUGUCAGUUUGUUAGUUGUAGUGAGCUUUUUUCUUCAGUUGUCAGAGUAGCUGAAAACUUCUCACAUUUUGAGAUCACGACUGAAAGACAAUCAUUGCAAGCUUGACGUCUGAAGACUCAUAAAUGUGAUACACCACCCAACAUUCAAAAUUCGAAAAGUGAAAACAACGAUUCCACCGAUCACAUUGACAUCUCUGUCAUAAGCAAAAAACACAGGAGGACCACAAUACGAUGCAAAAUUAACAAAUUUGAUGGAAUUUUGAAGUUUAUGUAACCAAAGGUUCUUAAUUUCCGUCUUCAAUGAUUCCUCAUAAGUGGCGUUCCCCAAGUGUGGCUGCAGAAAAUGAACGGGGGGAGGGGUAGGUAGGAGGCUUAGCGAAAAAAAGCAUUAUUCCUUGUAUAUUGAUUAUGUCAUUGCUGUUGUGUCAGACAUAUGCAGUUGUCACAAGCUUGUCAGAACAAACUAAGAGAGUGGUCAAAUUGAACACUGAGGAUCAUGAAGCUGAAGAUAUCGAUAGAGGUAAGCGAGAACUGCAUCCCUCGGCAGGCCUUCAAAUUUUCAUUAUUUAAUUCGAGGUUCCCUCAAUCGUAUUUGAGAAUGUUCCACUGUGAUAAUAUGAUUAUACUUUCAGUUCAUGAAUAUCGAGUAAAAAAUUAAAUAAUAGAACCUGUCUAAUUACAAAACUAAGUUGUCCAAUUUCAUUGUAGAUUCAAGAUUUGUAUAUCCAAUUAUUGACCGAUUCAGCCUACAGCUUAUCUCACCAGUUAGUUGGGAGAUUAUACCAGGCACACGGUUAGUAAGAAAUGAAGAUCUGUUUCCAUUCUCGGUUUUUUUCUGUUUUUUGUUUCUUGUUUUUUCUUGCAUAAUUAUUGACUUAGUAAAAUAUUUCCAAUUUCAUAUGAACUUAAUCAGCAGGCCUCAAACCUACUGUCUUCAUUUACUUCAUGACAAAAAUUUUCACAUCAACAUUCGAACUGACCAUAUGAUGCACGAUUGGUUCAAUGGUCUGACCAGUUUGAAGAAAAAAGGAAAAGUAAUCCAAAGAAAAAUCGAGAAUUCAUGGUGUUGAAAAAUUCAUUUCGAUUGUACAUAAAAGCAGCCUACAACCAAUGGAUCUAAUGAAAUUUUGAUACAUGGGGUGAAAACAUUUCUUUUCUUUUUUGUAUAGUCAUCCACUUUCUUAUUCAACGAUUGACCUUGUUUCAGAAUUGAGAUGGAGGACUGGGAACAUGUCACCACCUGCAAGAAUCUUAUGCUAGCAAGUCAGGAGACUCAUGCAGGUCACAAGGGUUUUAUUUGUGUUGGCACAACUCAUGUGUACGGUGAAGAUAUUACCUGCAGGGGACGGGUAGGUUUCUCUGAUGGGUUGACAUAUUGCAAAAACAAAAACAAAAAAACGCAUUGUCAUAUAACCGGCAUCCAAGCAAUUUUUAUAGAAUUUCCACUCAAUAAUUCUUUCAAAUCUCUUGAUAAUAUCAGAGUUCCUCUAAGAAUUGUUCACUGACUUUCAAAAUUAUCUUUGCUCUCUAAUUAACUAAUUUUUUGAGGUUGAGCUUAACUUCUUCUUGACACAAAUUAAAGAUUUUGUGGCGAGAAUUUUCUUCUCAUUUAUCCACUCAACUUCCUUAACGCUUUUACGAUGUGUUUUUUAAAAUCUCCUUGACAAGAUAUAUGCGUAUUACCUUAGAAUGAAAAUUUCCGAUUGACUUUUUGGUCGAAGGAGGUGAUUAUGAUGUCACGACUUGAACAAGGAUCGACCUUCUUCACAUUUGGUGUUACUGUUUUUAAAAACAAUUUUUUUUCCAAACAGAUUUUGAUAUUUGAUAUCAUUGAAGUUGUCCCCGAGCCGGGCCAGCCAUUGACCAAGAAUAAGUUUAAGGUAACAGCGAGGAUUUUGUUAUGUCGAUGUACACUGUUUAGCACUACAAUUGAUAGAUUGCAGACAAGCAUGUUGAUUCUCCUUGCAAUGGAAGUUCAAGUUAGUUUAUGAAUUAAAUUAUAGAAUAAUGUUUGAGAAAAACUCAAUCCUUUUUCUUGUUAUGUCAAGAGUAUUCGUUCAUGUAAACUGAGUGUGACCUGCUUAAACCAUGAAUGAGUGAGUGGAGAAGAUGCGUGUGAGGCCCAAUUAUAACCAUCACAAUUUCUUCUAUUGCGAUUGGUGGAUGGAUGUAUUGCUUUAUUUUUCACAAAUUGUUUGGUAGAGUUGUAAUCAGACACCUUAAAGCGAACAAAUGCAUCAGCCAAUCACACUGAGUAUCCUCAAAUGAAUCUACCAAUUACAGAUUGAAACACUUUUAACAAUGUCCAAUAGCUGUUUCUAGACCUUUUCAUUACACUUUUUACAGCAGAUUGUUACAGUUUAACAGUUUUAAUAUUCUAUCGAUAUAUAAAUUUGUUUUUAUUGGAAAUUGUAAUGGUUUUUAUUAAUUGGUAACAGGUCAUCGUCGUCCAAUUGGGUCAUUAGUCAUCCUCGUGAUUAACAAAUCAAACUCGCGCUCCUGAGAUUGUUAACUUUUCUCCGGGAAAAGUCAGGGAAUUUCAAAAUUUUAUGGCUAUGGCAACCAUUUCAAUGAACUGCGCAUAAACUUAAAAGUAGAAUUAAGAUAAAGUUGUUAAAUGUUAAACUGCAAUUCAUCGAGCCACGUCUUUGCCAUUCGCGGAUCAUUGACACAUCCAACAAGAAAUGUUACCACAGAAGCUGUACUUAUUGUGAUCUGCUCCAAAUUUCUCUUUUUGUUUGUUUUUAGAUGUUGUACGGUAAGGAACAGAAAGGUCCAGUGAGUGCUCUGACUCAAGUCAACGGUUACCUUGUAAGCGCCAUAGGACAGAAGGUAUGUUGGCCUUCAUCUGUCUCAUUCAUUAAAAAAAACAUGGCAUGUCAUAUUCAUUUCAUGUAACUUCAUAGCUCGGAACAGAAUGGGAAAAAUCUCAGAAAUCUCUACAUGGUCUGUAGCAUCUCUGUAAGUUACAGCACAUAGGACUCCGUAAAGAUGUCAUACUAAAAUUUCUGUUUGUUUGGUCAAAAUAAACAGAUUUACAUCUGGAAUUUCAAAGAUAGCAAUGAUUUGGUGGGAAUGGCAUUUAUUGACACGCAAAUGUACAUUCAUUCAUUAAUGUCCAUCAAGACUCUGAUUAUUGCAGCUGAUUUAUGCAAGAGCAUCACUCUCCUUCGAUUACAGGUAAAGUCAAAGUUUCAUUUCAGUAGGUAUGAAGUAAAUGAAGGUAACCCUUAAUUCUUUUUACGUGCUAGAUCUCAUAGAAACCCUACGAUAGAAUUCCUAUGUGUGCAGUUGAAUGUUAUUUUUGUUUGUUUGAUAUCUAGGAGGAAACGAAGACUCUGGCAUUCGUUAGCAAGGUCAGUAACCUUUUUCAAAGUUAUUCAAUGGCCUCGUUCUUUUUUCGCGUUUUUAUAGACCUCAACAUCGUCUCGCUUCAUAAAAAAGGAAGAAAAGAACUCGGCCAAUAUCUAGCCAUCUUGACCUCAGGCUCGGUCAACAACGCAUUUAUUGCCGUCUCACUUUUGCAGCCUGCGACUUGCUUAAAAUUUACCUCACGACACUGAAAUGGGUUCCUCACGCACGCCUCAAUAUUUAUUACACUCGCGUGACGUGAUUUCUUGGCAAUAAUAGAAAAAAAAUGGGAAAUUUGGGACGAUUUUUUUCACUAAAAUAUCACGACGAAUUGUCAUACUCAACAACCAAGCAUAAAUUUAAGGAAGUUUCAGAGGAUUCCAAAAACUCCCGAAACCAAGAAAUAACAUUGCUAUCAACAAAUUACAAUUUUGAAUACCUUACAUCCUGCCGCAGAGCGUUCUCCUCCCACUAGUUGACCUUUAAAGUUUAUUUCCUUGUCUUUCAUUUCCUUUCCUUUAUUUACUCGAGUUCACGAAGUAUUUACUUUUUUGUUCAGGAUCCAAAACCAUUAGAAGUGUAUUCAGCCGAUUUUGUUAUUGAUGGUCCACAACUGGGAUUUCUUGGUAAUGUAUCUUCUUCUUUCUCUUUCUCUCUCUUUUUUCAAUUUUUUUUCGCUUGUACACUUUGAAGAUUAUUAGUAAGGAUAUGAGUCAAAUUAAACUCAUCAGAGGACAAUUGUUUAAUCACUUGCACUCAGCAAUUUUUCCAUUACAAGUCUCGUUCAUCAAAGACUUCCAUUUCAAUUCGUGGCCAAGGGGGCUGAUCGAAAAAUACCUAGUCUUAUUCAAGGUGCAUCAUGGAAGGUAAUGAUUUGAGCUAAAGGAAUUGAAAGCCAACCUGAACUAAUCGAUGAAGCUUUUUUUUUUUUGCGAAUUUUGACUACUUCAACCUCUAGCUGUGUAUAAGUUGAUGAAAUAUUGUUUUAAAUACUUGUGAUCGUUAAUGGAGUGUUAUUUAAAUUCAACGUGGUUUCAUUGUAUUCAGUUUUAUUCAAAGAUACGAUGUCCUUUUCCAUUUGAGUCAGUCGUGUCGUCUAAAAUAUGUUACGGGAAGCCAUUUGAAUUCAAUUAACUGCCAAUGACUGUUGUGUUGUUUCUCAUUUUUGUACCUUUGUCAGACUAACGAUCGUAAUUACUUUUACAGUAUCAGAUGGUGAUCAAAACUUGCUUUUACUCACUUAUCAACCAGAAGGUAAGACAAUGACGCAGCCAAUAUCUAUUGAAGUUUUAUGCUUCCGGUUAAACUUCUUUGAAAUAUCACGGGCUUUGUUCUUUUAUUUUUAGCUGUUGAAAGCUUCGGUGGUCAGCGACUUCUUCAGCGAGCGGAUAUUAACAUAGGAAGCCAUAUUACUUCAUUCUUCAGGAUCCGUGCAAGAACAACAGGAAAAGUUGGCGGUAAAGACUUGAGACAGCUGACUUGUUUCGGUAAGUUUACAUUCUUAUUUUACUGGGCUAAAGUGUUGGUUCAAAGCAAGUUUUAGAGUUGAUCGGAUCUUAAGAUCCACGACCAAGAACACUGAAUUCUGGAAGAAAUUUUGUUGUUUUUGUUGAAAAGAUGCUCGCGCAGAAAUGUCUGUUCACAUGGUAAAUUGCCGUGGUAUUACCAUAUUCACCAUCAGAAACGCUUUUACAAGUAUUUAAUUAAUAAAUUAGAAUUCAGUGAUGAUGAUUGAUGAUUGCUGUUGUUCAGGCACACUGGAUGGUGGGCUUGGACUGUUAUUACCUAUGACUGAGAAAACAUACAGACGACUACACAUGCUGCAAACCAAACUUGUCGAAUGCAUUCCACACGUCGCUGGUCUUAAUCCAAAGGCUUUCAGGUCGGUUGAUAUUUUAAUCUUAUUGUUUUCGGUUAUAUACCUUGGUAUUCAACAAGUUUAAGGGUUGCGAUUGUGCACUUGAAUGUGCUGUUCGCUGUUCGCUAAAGUCAGUUCCAGAACAGUUAGUAAUUCUUGAAUAUUCAGCAGUCAUGACUGGUGAAAGGCUUUCCUGAAGAAAUAGGAUUCAGUUUUAUUUAUAAAUCAUGUUUCCCAAUUUAUUAUUCGUAUACAAUGCCGUGGAAAAUAUCAUCGCUUGUUUUUGACAAUGACGCAGUUCAGAGGUUCAGUCCUUGCGUGUUUAAUAAGUCGUUUCAUUGUUCUUGUUUAGACUUGUACGAGGUAAGAAACGAAGCUUGAACAAUCCUCACAGAAACAUAUUGGAUGGAGAGUUACUCAGCAAAUUUCUGCAGCUUGGCACAAUGGAAAAACUUGAGGUUGCAAAGAAAAUCGGCACCACGCCAGCUCAGGUAUAUUAAGCAUCUUCUAUAAAAUCAUUCAGUUGAGAGUAAAACAAAGAUAACACACGCAGAUACACGAGGUUUGAUGACACGAGGUGUGAUUGCAAACAAACAAAAAAUCGUUUCAGUAAAAAAGUCUUCACUAAAAGUCAAGCCUUUACGACGUUAACAAAUUAAAGGUUGGUUUGUUCAGUGUGGCCGCUUUGUGAUUCCGCUCACCGUAUUUUCCCUGCGUUUUGCUGUCUAAUACUACCGCGUAGUUUGCGUGUUCUGUUGCCCCAAUGUGGUCAAAUGGUGAAAUAGUGUAAUGAUACCAUGCAGAUAUUCUAAAUUUGUUACUGAGGCAUAUGUAGAAAUAACUUCAACGAAAAUGUGCGCGGACAUUAUCAUCCUAGCAGAAUAGCUCAAGUGUCGUUCGAAGCUAGCUUUUAUACUUCAAAGUGAAGCUGGCUUGAACUCGCUGACAAUUUUAGUGGGAACGGAGAUUAUGAAUCGGCUUAUAUAUUCACCCACCUCAAUACUUUUUCUCAGUGAAAUUUUAUCGGUCGUACUCUUGAUGGGUUACUUUUGAAAUUAGUACGAGAUAAUUAUCAGUACCUACGAGAUAAAUGGUCACUUAACACGUCUGUUCACUGAAAUCGCACUUGAGCAAAUGAUAUGAUGGUUUGUAACACCGCAACGUUUGCUUUUUUCGCUUAGUAUAUACAUCACUUCAGAUUAAGUAAAAACAGAACACUACCUACUUUUGUAACUUCCAGAUUCUUGACGACUUGAUGGAUGUUGAAAGAUCGUGUUCACAUUUCUGAGGGCAACGCCUGAGAGGUGCUUAAAUACAAGUGAAAGAUCAUGAUCGCAUCAAGGAUGUAACUUUUCCUUUACGGACAAUUGUACCGGGAUGACAAUUAGUUACUAUACUUUCUUUUUUCGUUAAAAUCUCCAAGAAGUUAGAGAACUUUACUAAUCAGAGGUUACAAAAUGUAUGAAACAUUGUCAUCUAGAUUCCCAAUCUCUUACACUUCUCUUACGCGUCCUCAGCGUGAUAAAUGUCGAAAUACAUGUAAUUUUUGUGAGUUGUCGGACCCGCCACCUAAAUAGAAUGGUCUACUACUUUUGUUGCUGAUGCGAAUCAUAAUUUAAGAAACCACCCAUUGUCUCUUGGCUUGAUUAUGAGUUAUUUGUUUCAAGUGGUCCUGUUAGUAGCACUUCUUAGAAAGUUGUUGAUAUUGUUUCUCUCCUGUUUUUAUUGUGUACAAAGAAUUCAAAUUCUGUGGUCUACACUUGUAUUUUGUUUAAUCGAGAUUGACCGCGUGAAAAAUAUCCCCGUCAACUACGUAAUUGUCAUUAGCUUGAUCGUGACGUUGGAUAACUCGCCAGUAGCGAGCUAAACAACAAAGGUCAUGCCUCAUUGUUAUGAAAUCGCUCUAAAAAUCUAGUAGGACUACGAAUAGAACCCGACACAUGUUUUGGGGAAGAAAUCGCUAACUAAUUAGAUAGCACGAGCUAGAGUAUCAUCG
Messenger RNA from Pocillopora meandrina, 25564 nucleotides. The record is from the annotation of a GenBank genome assembly. NCBI's taxonomy places the organism in Eukaryota, Metazoa, Cnidaria, Anthozoa, Scleractinia, Pocilloporidae.